CAGGGGACCUGAGUCACUGUCACACCUACCGAAUUUUAUAACUUUGGCAGCAGCGCCAGGCGUACUUCGCUCUCUCCCGCCGUGGCCAAGACCUUUCCUGAACGAAUUGGCCAGCAUGUCGAUCGACUUUCCCAAGGAAGAGGAGGCCAUCAUUGCCCGAUGGCGGGAGAUCAAGGCCUUCGAGCGGCAGGUCGAGCUGUCUAAGGGCAGACCCAACUAUACCUUCUACGAUGGCCCGCCCUUCGCCACCGGCCUCCCCCAUUACGGCCACCUGCUCGCCUCGACCAUCAAGGACAUCAUCCCGAGGUACUGGUCCAUGAAGGGCUACCACGUGGAGCGUCGGUUUGGCUGGGACACGCACGGCCUGCCCAUUGAGCAUGAGAUCGACAAGAAGCUCGGUAUUUCGGGCAAGGCCGCCGUCAUGCAGCUGGGCUUGGAGAACUACAAUGCCGAGUGCCGGGCCAUUGUGAUGAGGUACCGUGAGGAGUGGAGGCACACGAUCGAACGGCUGGGCCGCUGGAUAGACUUCGACAACGACUACAAGACCAUGGACACGAGCUUCAUGGAAUCGGAGUGGUGGGUGUUCAAGCAGCUCUUCGACAAGGGCCAGGUGUACCAGGGACACCGGGUGAUGCCGUACUCCACGGCCCUCACCACUGCGCUGAGCAAUUUCGAGGCGAACCAGAACUACCAGGACGUUAUCGACCCCGCCAUCGUAGUCUCGUUUCCGCUCAACGACGAUCCCGAAACCAGCUUGCUUGCCUGGACUACGACGCCGUGGACCCUGCCCUCCCAUCUUGGCCUGGCCGCCCAUCCCGAUUUCGACUACGUCAAGAUCCAUGACGAGAAGUCCGGGAAGAACUACAUCCUUCUGGAAAAGCUCCUGGGGACAUUGUACAAGGAUCCCAAGAAGGCCAAGUUCAAGGUACUUGAAAAACUCAAGGGCAAGGAUAUGCUCGGUUGGCGUUAUCAGCCGCCGUUCAACUACCUCUACGAGGACUACAAAGACAUCGCGUUCAAGGUCCUCAACGCGACGUACGUCACCGAUGACAGCGGUACCGGUAUUGUCCACCAGGCCCCGGCGUUCGGCGAGGACGAUUACAAUGUCGCCGUCGAGAACGGCAUCGUGACCGAGAAGCGGCCGCCUCCUGACCCGGUAGACGACUGCGGCCGGUUCACGAACCAGGUCCCUGAUUUCGCCGGUAUGCACGUCAAGGAGGCCGACAAGCACAUCAUCAAGCACCUGAAGGAUACCGGUCGAUUGGUCGUGGAGUCGCAGCUCAAGCACUCGUACCCCAUGUGCUACCGCUCAGACACGCCCCUCAUCUACAAGGCGGUGCCCUCCUGGUUCGUGCGCAUCCCCGAGGUUAUUCCCAAGAUGUUGGAGAACAUCGAAGGUUCGCACUGGGUCCCGUCCUUUGUCAAGGAGAAGCGCUUUGCCAACUGGAUCUCCAACGCCCGCGACUGGAACGUGUCGCGAAACCGGUACUGGGGUACUCCGAUCCCGUUAUGGGUCAGCGAGGACAUGGAGGAGCGUGUCUGCGUUGGCAGCAUCGCCGAGCUCAAGGAGCUCAGCGGCUACGAGGGCGAGAUCACGGAUCUCCACCGGGACAAGAUCGACCACAUUACCAUCCCCAGCAAAAAGGGCAAGGGUGUCCUCAGGAGGGUGGAGGAGGUCUUCGACUGCUGGUUCGAGUCCGGAAGCAUGCCCUAUGCCAGCAAGCACUAUCCUUUCGAGAACCGCGACCAGUUCGAGAAGUCCUUCCCCGGCGACUUCAUCGCCGAAGGUCUCGACCAGACGAGAGGGUGGUUCUACACCUUGCUGGUACUUGGCACGCAUCUCUUUGGCGUAUCUCCCUUCAAGAACUGCGUGGUCAACGGCAUCGUGCUUGCCGAGGAUGGCAAGAAGAUGUCGAAGAGGCUCAAGAACUACCCCGACCCCGGCAUCAUCAUGACUAAGUACGGAUCUGACGCCCUUCGUCUCUACCUCAUCAACUCGCCCGUGGUCCGAGCCGAGCCUCUCCGGUUCAAGGAGUCGGGGGUCAAGGAGGUUGUCGCCAAGGUCCUCCUCCCUCUGUGGAACAGUUACAAGUUCUUCGAGGGUCAGGUUGCCCUUCUGAAGAAGGUAGAAAAGGUCGACUAUGUGUUCGACCCGAAGAUGGAGUCCUCCAAUACCAACGUCAUGGACAAGUGGAUCCUCGCCAGCUGCCAAAGUCUGCUGAAGUUCGUCAACGAGGAGAUGGCUGCAUACCGGUUGUACACAGUUGUGCCCAAGCUGCUCGAGCUGAUCGACAACACGACGAACUGGUACAUCAGAUUCAACCGGAAGCGCCUCAAGGGGGAGAACGGGCUAGACGAUACCCUCCACGCCCUGAACACCCUGUUCGAGGUUCUUUUCACGCUCUGCCGGGGUCUCGCACCCUUCACUCCGUUCUUGACGGACACCAUCUACCUAAAACUCCUGCCGCAUAUUCCCGAGAGUCAUCGGGGCGAAGAUCCUCGCAGUGUCCAUUUCCUGCCCUUCCCGGAAGUACGACAGGAGCUCUUCAACGUCGAGAUUGAGCGGCGGGUUCAGCGGAUGCAAAAGGUCAUUGAGCUGGCGAGGUACUCUCGCGAGAAGCGUAGCGUCGGCUUGAAGCAGCCGCUGAAGACACUCAUCGUCAUCCACCCCGAUCAUCAAUACCUGGAGGAUGUGCAGUCGCUCCAAGGAUACAUCACCGAGGAGUUGAACGUCCGCGACCUCGUGCUGACGUCGGACGAGGCCAGGUACGGGGUCCACUACAGUGUCGCGGCGGAUUGGCCCGUGCUGGGCAAGAAGCUCAAGAAGGACAUGGCCCGGGUAAAGAAGGCUCUGCCGAACGUCACCAGCGACGAGGCUCACAGCUACGCCACCACUGGCAGGCUCGUAGUGGACGGCAUCACGCUCGAGGAGGGCGACUUGGUGGUGAAGCGUGGUCUGAAGGAGAACGAGGCAUCCAAGAACCUCGAGACCAACACGGACAACGAUGUCCUCACCAUCCUCGACGUCGAGAUCUACCCCGGUCUCGCCGAGGAGGGUCUCGCUCGCGAGAUUAUCAAUCGGGUGCAGCGCCUGCGCAAGAAGGCCGGCCUGCAGGCGACGGACGACGUCAAGAUGGAGUACAGGGUUCUGUCUGACCCCGAGGACACGGGCAUCGAGAAGGUGUUCGAGUCCCACAAGGCAACCAUCGCGAAGGCGCUACGGCGGCCGAUGGAUAAGCAUGAGGUUACGCACAUGGAUGGCCAGAUUCCGGAGCAGAAGGAGGAGGGUGUCAUCGCCGAGGAGGAGCAGGAGGUGCACAAGGCGACGUUCUUGUUGCGCCUGCUCAAGCUAUAGGGGGCGUAGAUGUUGUAGAUAGAAGGCGCGGAUAGAGAUGUUGUUCUAGAGUAAAUGCUGAGCGAGACUUGAUGUAGGACUGGACAAAAUAAAUCAGGGAAUGAGGGGUGCAGUGUUCCCACAGCUUGCGUCCUCUAUCAAGUUCACCUUCCCCCCUUUGCGGCGGCCUGGCCAGAUGAGUUAACUUCUCAAGCUGGGAAUUCCACGGCUGAUAAUAUACUGCGUACCAGGUAGCAGUCUUUGAGCUUCAUAAAUUCCUUAGCACACUUGUCUCGGUGCACCGAGUUGUAAUCGGCAACGAUGCACUGGCCGUAGACGGCGGC
Molecule: messenger RNA, 3678 nt
Organism: Thermothielavioides terrestris NRRL 8126
Lineage: Eukaryota; Fungi; Ascomycota; Sordariomycetes; Sordariales; Chaetomiaceae
Exons: 5
Coding region: 116-3355 (1079 amino acids)
Biological process (GO): isoleucyl-tRNA aminoacylation
Molecular function (GO): tRNA binding; isoleucine-tRNA ligase activity; aminoacyl-tRNA deacylase activity
Source: RefSeq, a predicted model, not a curated record